Messenger RNA from Symbiodinium natans, 351 nucleotides. The record is from the annotation of a GenBank genome assembly. Lineage: Eukaryota; Dinophyceae; Suessiales; Symbiodiniaceae.
AUGAUGUCUGGCUGCCGAGAAUUGGGUUUGGAGAAAGAUUCAGAGCGGCUGAAGAGAGGUUCUGUGCUCUUGGCAGGACCAAAAUGCCAAAGUGACCGGGACCUGGCAAGUUUCACUCAGAAUUCAAGGCAAACAGUUCUGACAUGCAUGGCCUGUGUUUUCUUUGUAACCGAGUUGCCAAGGGCGCCAUGUUCUGUGAUGAGCAGGGUUGGACCCAACCAUCCAACCUACACGAAGCACUUGCUCAUUUCCGAGCAUGUUCUUUGCGAUGGAGAAUCAGAGCAGUUCGAAGAACUGCAGGAAUGGAUGCAAGCCCUCAGGGCCCGGAUUGCCAACAGCGUUAGAGCCUAG